AUGAUUCGAUGUUUCUCGUCGGAUGUUCGCUCGCACUUUGCGAAAGUUGGUGAGUAUCUGCGAGACUGUCGUCAGAGACGAGACAAUCGCCUGACCGAUGUUCGUGUCAGAUGCCUUGGCUUCAACGAGUGCAUGCAUUCCGUAAUUGCUUGCACACAUUCAAGAAUGUUACGUCAGAUAAUUGAAUCUCACAGACCUCCAUACGAGAUCAGUUUGAUGGGAUAUCACCCAAAAGCGGUCUCGAGAGUGAUCGAUUGGAUGUAUUUCGGAGAGAUUGAUGUGAUGAUUUCCGAUAUGGCGGCUCAUUUGGAAGUAACGGCCGCAAUGGGUGUAACGAAACUGCAUGAACAACUCGAAUACAGACUGCAGCAAUGUGCCGUUCGUCCUGACUUGCGAAUACCGGCACUCAAUCUGGCCAUUGAACCACGCUAUAAGGUAUCGCCGGUUGUUUUGAGUCGUAUCAUCUCGUUGGUCGCCAGCACUUGUAGUACACUUACCGAGGCUGAUCUGAAAAAUAUCACACCCCGAUCGGUUGGUGGGCUUGUUGCUGAUCAAAAUGUGCCAUUCCUACAGAAAGUGGAUCUUUUGAAUUUGGCUGUUCAAUGGCUUAAACAUCAACGAACUGCUCAGUUCAUGGAUCCGGUUUUGUGUGCAGUGCGUAUGCCAGAUAUAAGUAGAGAUGAAGUGUGCCGCAUUCUCAUCGAAAUCCGAACGCGUUUACUGAGCAUUGAUCAAACUGUGCUUGAAUCUCUCUAUGUGUACUCCCCGGAUGGAGUACAUGUCGCUCUUCGAGAACCUGGCACAAUACCACAAUCCGGUGGUGCGGCCACGAUCCAAAGUCCCGCGGGUUCGGCGCAGCCAGCACAUUCCAAGGAUAAUGCAGAUAGAGUUGUUCCGGAGGGGGGACCGGAAAGAUUUGCUGCAUACGGCGGUAGUAUCUUCUCGCAACCAGUAACAGCAACAAGUUCAGUUCAUUCAGCAACGACCGGUACAAUGUUACAGGCACAAAUGUUGCCUGAAGUGGCACAACAUAUCCCUCCUCCACCUCGACAGUUGAAGCCUCCAUCAAAACCACUCGAUCCUUAUAAUAUCCCUGAACAAUAUUCUCAGUUCGGUGGUCGUGGCAUCACACCGCCUGUUCAACCCAGGAUCCUAAGCACUUCAACGCAGUCAACAUUGACAACAACAACAACAACAUCUCAACAACUGGUGGACGCAACACCCACUCAACUGUAUCAUCCGAAACAGAAAGGAAGUCAAGAACUGCUGAAUGCUCGCGCUUUCACGUCUGAAGAGAAAGCCGAAAACGAUGCCUUACCUGACAUGUUUGGUUAUACUGAUGCUGUGGUGACUCAACCAAGAAGACGAAGAAGGAUGAGCAGUAUUAUCGACAUAAGAAUUCUUCCCGAACACAACUGUGAAACUGAAGGAUCGCACAGUCAAUACACCGUUGGAUUGCCAGGAUUGGACACUUUACGCCAAAUCGACAGUAUUCCGAAUUUCACCUUCAGAUCUGCAUCCUCACUAUCUCAACGUUCGGGAAGCAUGUCUAGUAAAAGUCGUUCGGAUGAAACUGUUAAUCGAAAGGCGUACGGACCAGAAAGUAUCGCUGAGAUCAAGAAUCUACCAAAUACAUUCGAAAAACCUGGUGUUCAUGCUGAACGAUCCGAUACGACACUGAACCGUCGAGCGUUUGGUAGUGAAAGUAUUGCCGAAAUCAAUCAGUUACCGAAUUGUUUCAGUCCGCAUGAUGUCUCUUCGAUCCGAUCCGAUGAAACAAUCAAUCGCCGAGCGUUUGGUGCCGAAAGUAUUGCUGAGAUAAACAGCUUGCCUGAUUAUUUUGAAAGCGAUGGUAAACAACAAAAACGAUCUGACCAAACGCUGAAUCGUCGAGCAUCUGGACCCGAGAGUAACGCUGAGAUCAAGCAAUUACCGAACAAAGUCGAAGAAAAACAGUGCAUUAAUAUGACUGUUGCAGAGGUGAAUCAGCCGAAUCAGCCCGGAUCGAAGGAAGCAGUGAAACCACAAAGUAAAGAAAGCACCAAUGAUAACAAAAACUUACCGAAUACGAAUAAUGAAGGUGCUCACGCAAUUAUAACCACAUCUGAACCGGAUCUUUCACAAAAUAUGAAACGUCUUCAGUAUACACCCUCGGAAAUUAUGGAAGUGAAUGCUCAUCCAGACAUCCUUCCAUCCGACUACGUGAUCGGUAAGAAGCACUUGACCCGUGAGGAGAUUGAAGAACUGCGAGAGCUUCCGCCGAUUGCCGAUGAGCGUUCAAAGUUGCCAAUUUUGAAUCGAUAUGAAUUUACUGCUGAGGAGUUAGAAGACUUGAAGAAUCUACCGGACAUAACGAAUUCACAAUACACUGUUGGUCGUCGACUGCGUUCAGAGGAGGAACUCCGUGAGAUCGCUGAUUUGCCGAGUAUCGCAGACAAAGGAGAUAGACGAACCAACACAGCAGGGUUUCAGUCGUCGUUAGCCAUUACAUUUAUCGAUCUCAACGAAUUGUGGACAGUGGACUGUGAUAUUCUUUUGCCAACAUCAGUGUCGCCGAACAAUAUCGCAAUGAACAAUGCACAAAUGGCUGCUCAACAAUGUCCAGCGAAUAUGAAUAAUCAAGCUUUCGCACAGAAUGUACACCAAGGCUUCACACAACAAACGAUGCCUGCACUAGCGGUUAAUGUGCCUCAAGGACACCCUGUGCCUCAAUUUAUACCACCAGCAAUCCCACCACAAAAUAUGCCGCCAGCAAUGAUGCCACAAAAUAUUCAACCGCCGUUUCCACCACCACCACAAAACAUGAUGCCAGGCUUCCCACCACAAAACAUGCCACAAGCAGUGCCCCAAAAUAUGUGCCAAUUUUUCAGACCACCGAUGUGUAAUCCCCAUUUGGGAAGACCAAUGAAUUUUGGUGACGGACUACAGAGAUGUUAG
Anisakis simplex (herring worm) is the source of this 2937-nucleotide messenger RNA. The record is from the annotation of a GenBank genome assembly. Lineage: Eukaryota; Metazoa; Nematoda; Chromadorea; Rhabditida; Anisakidae.